AUGCCUCGCAAGGCCUCCACAUCCUCCAACUCUGCCCCGCCAGCAAAGCGUGCCCGCACCACGAGUGGUGACGAUGGUGCCGUCCUUAGCAAGAAGGAAAUGCUGCAGAAAAUCCCCAAGCCGACCAUGCAGGCUUUCCUCACCCAUCUUCCGUCUCUGCUGGAAAUGUCCAAGCAGCUCUGUGAUGCCCAGCGCGCUGCAUCCGAGGCACAGGCUGAGCUUCUUCGACUUCAGCUUCAGGCCAGCACCGGCCCAGCCAUGGACACUCCCCUCACUGCUAGUCAUGCAUUCGGAGAUGCAUUUCAGCAAGAUUCUCUCAUGCUUGACCAAUCUGCCAACGCAUACAGUCACCUCCCAUCGCAUGCCGGUAUCCUCCCAGAUGCAUCCAAUGGGCUCCCCUUAUAUGCGCCUCAUGUGAACGCUGAUGUCAUCGUCCCUCCCCUUGGCUUUCAGUCUGCGAUCAGUGUCAACAACAAUCUGAAGGCGACUGGCAGCAGUGAUUGCAAUCUAGAGACGACACUGGACAACAAUCUGGAGGCGACUGGCAGCAGUGAUAACAAUCUAGAGACGACACUGGACAACAAUCUGGAGGCGACGGGCCUUGUAUCAGCAUCUGGAAUCGCAUAUGCAGACAUGCUUGACGGGACCACAUUCGCACGAGCAGAUCAUUAUGGUGUGGGAGGUUUAGAGUAG
Laetiporus sulphureus 93-53 is the source of this 693-nucleotide messenger RNA. RefSeq lists its product as uncharacterized. The coding region runs from base 1 to 693 and encodes 230 amino acids. NCBI's taxonomy places the organism in Eukaryota, Fungi, Basidiomycota, Agaricomycetes, Polyporales, Laetiporaceae. The record is from RefSeq and is a predicted model, not a curated record. The transcript is spliced from 2 exons.